Molecule: messenger RNA, 4164 nt
Organism: Knipowitschia caucasica
Lineage: Eukaryota; Metazoa; Chordata; Actinopteri; Gobiiformes; Gobiidae
Source: the annotation of a GenBank genome assembly
AUGCUUUUGGUAGAGCACCUUCACGAAGCCGGUGUGCCCCCAGCAGGCUGGAUCCGGGCCCUGGGGUUGCUUCUUCUUUUACAGAGUGCAAGUUGUGCUGCUCCAUCACAAGACGGUGUGCUGGUCCGAACCACCAGAGUAAGGAGACAGAGUCCAGGAGCAGACGAGUCCUCCUCCACAGUGAACCAAACGAUGAAAGACCAGCCUGUGGUCUUCAACCAUGUCUACAACAUAAACGUUCCAAUGGAGACUUUGUGCUCUGUUGAUCUGGACGCUUCUGAAGCCGACCCCAUGGAUGGGGCUCGGGCGGAGCUGGGAUCCAGGCCUCCUGUGGAAGGGCCACUUGAAUCACUGGGUCCUACAGAAUACACAGAGCAGACAUUGGACAGUGAAAGUCAAGUCACAUUCACUCAUCGCAUCAACAUCCCUAAAGCAGCCUGUGGCUGUCCAUCGUCUGUCACCCUUCAGCAACUGGUCGUCCGAGUGGAGAUGUUGGAGAAGGAGGUGACCAUGCUCCGGGCCCAUUGUGGCUCAGGGUGCUGUGGGGACGGCUCUGUCGUGGUUUCCAGCUGCAGUGGGCGUGGCACCUUCAGCUUUGAGAUUUGCAGCUGUAUCUGCGAAGAAGGCUGGACUGGCAAAAACUGCUCCGAGCCGCGUUGCCCGGACGACUGUUCGGGGCAGGGCAUCUGUGUGGAGGGCGAAUGCGUGUGCGACCGCGACUUCGGGGGCGACAACUGCUCAGAGCCUCGAUGCCCGUCAGACUGCUCCGGGCGCGGCCUCUGCAUCGAUGGGGAGUGUGUGUGCGAGGAGUCCUACACGGGGGAGGCCUGCCUGGUGGGACGCUGCCUGAACGACUGCUCGGACCAGGGCCAGUGCGUCAACGGGACAUGCCGCUGUCGCCCCGGUUACGUGGGGGAGGACUGCUCUCUGGUCUACUGCGCCAACAACUGCAGCAAGAAGGGCGUGUGCAAAGAGGGCUUCUGCGUGUGCCAGGACGGCUACGCUGGAGAUGACUGUAACUCAGUGGCACCAGCGAUGAACCUGAGGGUAAGAGGAGUGACAGAGCGUUCCAUUGACCUGGAGUGGGAAGGCUCCAUCGUGCUGACAGACUUCUUGGUCACUUACACACCAAAUACUCCUGGAGGGGUGCAGUUGGAGUUGCGGCUGCCCGGCAACACCACCACCUGCUCCAUCACGGGACUGGACGCAGGAAUGGACUACAACGUCAACGUGUUCUCCGUCAUCAACAACAGCAUCAGUGUUCCCGCCAGCAUCACGGUCUCCACAUAUGUCUCCAGUCCAGACAGCUUAGUCUUCAAAUCCAUCACCGAGACGUCCGUGGAGGUCCUGUGGCAGCCAUUCUACUUCUCCUUUGAUGGAUGGGAGAUAAACUUCAUACCUAAGGACAAUGAUGGAGGGAUGACAGCACAGCUCCCCAGCACAAUCACCAGCUUCAUGCAGACUGGUUUGAGACCUGGAGAGGAGUACACUGUAAACCUGGUUGCCCUGAGGGAGCAAGGCCGGAGCCAACCCAUCACCGGCAUUGUCACAACACUGAUAGAUGGCCCGACUCAGCUGAUCGUUCGAGAUGUGUCCGACACAGUGGCGUUUGUGGAAUGGACCCCACCGAAGGCCAAAAUUGAUCAAAUUGUUCUGCGCUACGGCCUGGUGGGGGGAGCAGGUCCGCGUACCACCUUCCGCCUGCAGCCCUCUCUCAGCCAAUAUUCCCUCCAGGUUUUGCAGCCUGGAUCACGUUACAAUGUGUCAGUGAGCGGCGUGAAGAAGGGAAAUGAGAGCAUAGCCAUUUCCACUGAGUUUUCCACCGAACUGGUCUCAGUGUCCCCAACAUUGUCAGCUUUAUCGCUUUUCUCAGAGAUCGAUGCCCCUAAGAACCUGCGCCUCGUGACCAAGAGCUCCACCAGCCUGGAGCUGGAGUGGGACAACAGUGAGGCCGAGGUGGAUGGUUACCAGGUGGUGUACAGUACUCUGGCUGGAGACCUUUAUGACAAAGUCAUUGUCCCACGAAAUGAUGGAGUCACGUCCAAGACCACACUGACAGACCUUCUCCCGGGUACAGAGUAUGGCAUUGGUAUCUCAGCAAUGAAAGGAAGCAACCAAAGCGCACCCUCAACAAUGAAUGCCAGGACAGGCCUGGAUGUUCCAUUGGACCUCACUGUCACAGCCUCCACAGAUAACACCAUCACUCUUGCGUGGGGGGUCGUCCAGGGCCCCAUUGACCAUUACAAGGUUACCUACAUAUCCUCUUCUGGCAUCACCACCGAGCUCACUGUUCCUAAAGAUGUGACCACGGUGACACUAGAGGACCUUGAGCCUGGAACAGAGUACACAAUCACUGUGGCUGCACGCCGAGGCCGACAGCAGAGCACCGCUGCUACAAUUGAUGCAUUUACAGGAAUCAGACCCGUAGCUCACCUCUUCCUGUCCGAGGUGACUUCAGACUCGGUGUUGGUGGUGUGGAGCUCUCCGGCGCCCCCCGCAGACUUCUUCAUUCUCAGCUACAGCUCGUCUGACGGAACUGACACGUCCAAGGUUACUCUGGAGGGAUCCAAGACUAGGUCACUGGUUCAGGGCCUGUUGCCAGCGACACCGUACACCAUCAGUUUAAUCACAAUACAAGGAGACUCUACCUCAGAGGCAAUCACCACCUCACUCACCACAGGCACAGACCCACCCAAAGAGCUUCUAGUGUCUGAUGUGACGGAGGACUCUGUGACCCUCUCCUGGAUCACGCCAAUGGCUCCGUUCAAAUACUACCAGCUCUCCUAUGUGUCUGCUCAAGGGCGAGAGGACAGUAUGGUGAUUGACAGUGAUGUGAACAACUACACCUUGUCCAGUCUGUUCCCCGCCACAGAGUAUGAGAUCAGUCUGACGGCUGUGAGGGACAAUCUGGAGAACAGGGCCGUCAGCACCUCUGUCUUCACAGCUAUGGACAUGCCGUCUGAAUUGGCAGCGAUAAACAUUACGCCACAAGGAGCAGUGUUGAAGUGGAAUCCUCCGGUCUCCAGUGUGGACAACUACGUCUUGACCCUCACACACAAUCAGGUUACAGCGGAUACAUUCCUGGUGGAAGGCACCAAGCAGGAGCAUCAGUUGUCCAACCUGAAGCCGAGCACCACCUACUCUGUGGCCCUGUAUGCCACCAAGGGACCUCUAACCAGCGGAACAGUCAUCACUAACCUCCAAACGCCUAUGGAUGCUCCUCUGAACCUGACUGCCAGUGAAGUGAACCACCGCAGUGCUCUUAUCUCCUGGCAACCUCCAAUGGCUGAAAUUGACAACUACAUGCUGACGUACAAGUCCGCCGACGGCAGCCGCAAAGAGCUGAUCCUGGACUCUGAGGACACGUGGAUUCGCCUGGAGGGCCUGGCAGAGACCACAGAGUACACGGUGAAGCUUCAGGCGGCCCGGGCGCUGGAUACGAGCGCAGUCAUGUCCACCACAUUCACUACAGGGAGCCGCUUGUUUGCUACGCCUCAGAACUGUGCCCAGCACCUGCUCAAUGGAGAGGCGCUGAGUGGAGUGUACACCAUCUACAUCAACAGAGACCCCAGUCAAGGCGUGCAGGUGUACUGCGACAUGACCACGGACGACGGCGGCUGGAUUGUGUUUCAGCGGCGACAGAACGGGCUGACUGACUUCUCCAGAAAGUGGAACGAUUACCGCGCCGGUUUUGGAAAUCUGGAGGACGAGUUUUGGCUUGGCUUGGACAACAUCCAGAAGAUUUCCGCUCAGGGCCGGUAUGAGCUGCGAAUCGACAUGAAGGAUGGACAAGAGUCGGUCUUCGCAAACUAUGACAAAUUCUCUAUCGGAGACGCCAGAAACCUCUACAAGCUCAGGAUCGGAGAGUACAACGGCACUGCAGGGGACUCUCUGAGCUACCACCAGGGCCGGCCUUUCUCCACGAAAGACAGAGACAACGAUAUUGCUGUCACGAACUGUGCCUUGUCCUACAAAGGGGCCUGGUGGUACAAGAACUGCCACCGCGCCAACCUCAACGGCAAAUACGGGGAGUCCAGACACAGCCAGGGCAUUAACUGGUACCACUGGAAAGGCCACGAGUUCUCCAUUCCUUUUGUGGAGAUGAAGAUAAGGCCGUACAACUUCCGCAGCAUCAGCAGCAAGAGGAGGCGGUCGGCCGAGUAA